AUGAUGAAAAUUAUCGCUCUCGCUGUACUCCUCGGCGUUGCCUUAGCCGACGUUUCCCACCUGGCUUCUCAGGAAAUCCCGAUCCUCCGCUCCGAAUCCGACAUCACUCCCGAGGGAAGCUACAAAUGGGCUUAUGAAACUGGCAACGGAAUCGCCGCCCAAGAACAAGGUCAAGGCGCCGUGUCCGCUCAAGGAAGCUUCUCCUGGACCGCACCCGAAAACAUCCCGAUCGCCAUCCAAUACGUGGCUGACGAGAACGGUUACCAACCAUCCGGUGACGCCAUCCCACAACCACCACCAAUCCCACUCGCCAUCCAGAGGUCUCUUGAAUGGAUCGCCGCUCACCCACCACCACCAGAAACCAGAAAAUUCUAAAUCUUAGAUUAAUGCUUGUACAAAUCGAUAAUAAAUUUACUAAAAAGUA
Molecule: messenger RNA, 424 nt
Organism: Aethina tumida (small hive beetle)
Lineage: Eukaryota; Metazoa; Arthropoda; Insecta; Coleoptera; Nitidulidae
Product: larval cuticle protein LCP-17-like
Exons: 3
Coding region: 1-375 (124 amino acids)
Cellular component (GO): chitin-based extracellular matrix
Molecular function (GO): structural constituent of chitin-based larval cuticle
Source: RefSeq, a predicted model, not a curated record